This is a messenger RNA of Stegostoma tigrinum, 3908 nucleotides long. RefSeq names its product 1,25-dihydroxyvitamin D(3) 24-hydroxylase, mitochondrial (gene cyp24a1). The record is from RefSeq and is a predicted model, not a curated record. The coding region runs from base 104 to 1612 and encodes 502 amino acids. NCBI's taxonomy places the organism in Eukaryota, Metazoa, Chordata, Chondrichthyes, Orectolobiformes, Stegostomatidae. The transcript is spliced from 12 exons. Gene Ontology annotation, biological process: cortisol metabolic process; cellular response to peptide hormone stimulus; cholesterol metabolic process. Gene Ontology annotation, cellular component: mitochondrial inner membrane. Gene Ontology annotation, molecular function: iron ion binding; oxidoreductase activity, acting on paired donors, with incorporation or reduction of molecular oxygen; heme binding.
CAAGCCGCUGUCUCUAUAAAUUUGCUAAGGAGAUUGAAGCCUCACACAGAACCUGCUAAUUUCUUGCUGCCCGUUUGACACUUGAGAUUCGACAAGAAAAGAAAUGAGAUUUCAGAGCCGGAACAUCAGAAUGCUUCUGCAGUUUUUAAGACAAGGGGGCAAAUGGCAAGGCAGCAUUCCGGUUUCUACUGCUGGCAGUGCCUCAGAAAAAGCUCUAGCUCCGUGUAGGCACAAUUCUAUCCCCGGUCCCACGAACUGGCCUGUACUGGGGAGUCUACUAGAGAUCAUCAGGAAAGGAGGACUCCAAAAGCAGCACAAAACACUGGUGGAAUUUCACAAGAAAUUUGGGAAAAUUUUUAAGAUGAAGCUGGGUCCUUUUGAAUCCGUUCACAUUGGGGCCCCGUGUCUUCUCGAAGCUCUUUAUCGCAAAGAAAGUAAUUACCCUCAGCGCUUAGAGAUCAAACCGUGGAAAGCCUAUCGGGAUUACAGGGACGAGGCGUACGGGCUGCUUAUACUGGAAGGCAAAGAUUGGCAAAGGGUGAGGAGUAUCUUUCAGAAAAAGCUGAUGAAGCCAACAGAAGUAUUAAAACUGGACGGAAGAAUCAACGGGGUUCUGAAAGAUUUCGUCGACAGAGUGGAGAAGCUCCGCGAUGAGACCGGCAAGAUCAACGAUUUAUACCAGGAACUGAACAAAUGGUCCUUUGAAACAAUUUGCUUGGUGUUGUAUGAUAAAAGAUUUGGCCUUCUGGAACAAAAUGUCAUUGAAGAAUCUUUGAACUUCAUUCAGGCAAUUAAAAUUAUGAUGAAUACAUUUGGUAAAAUGAUGGUGACUCCAGUUGGGCUCCAUAAGCGUUUAAACACAAAGACAUGGAAGGACCACACAGAAGCUUGGGAUAAUAUAUUCAAAACAGCAAAGUGCCACAUUGAUGGAAGAUUGAACAGGCAUUCAGCCUGUCCAGCCAAUGACUUCCUCUCAGAAAUCUACAAUGGCAGUGAACUAUCGAGAAAAGAAUUAUAUGCAGCUAUCACAGAGCUCCAGAUUGGAGGAGUAGAAACGACAGCCAACAGUUUACUUUGGGCUAUCUUUAAUCUCUCUCGCAAUACCAAGGCACAAGAAGAACUUCACAAAGAAGUGUUGUCCGUGCUGUGUAAAGACCAGGUCCCAACUGCAGAAGAUAUUAAGAAAAUGCCUUACCUAAAGGCUUGUCUAAAGGAAUCUAUGAGGAUUACACCUUCUGUGCCCUUCACGAGUCGCACCCUGGAUGAGGAAACUGUUCUGGGUGACUACUUGCUACCUAAGGGAACCAUUUUAAUGAUAAACAGUCAUGCAUUGGGAUGCAAUGAAGAAUAUUUUGAUGAUGGAAUGCAGUUUAAACCUGAACGAUGGCUACAGGCUAGGCAUACAAUCAAUCCAUUUGCACAUGUGCCAUUUGGUGUUGGGAAAAGGAUGUGUAUAGGUCGGCGGCUGGCUGAGCUACAGUUGCAGUUGGCCCUCUGUUGGUUAGUGCCAAGGUACAAAAUAGUGGCAACUGAUGAAGAUCCUGUGGAAACAUUGCAUUCUGGGACACUGGUGCCUAAUCGUGAAAUCCCAGUGGCGUUCCACAGACGUUGAGGAGCACUGUGAUUCUUCGAGAGCACAGCCCAACCUACACUCUUGUUAAGCUCAGCAUUUUAUAAUCAAUGAAAAAAGGCAUUACGAGGCCAGAAGAAUGUUGUGGGAAUGGAAGGAUUACAACACAUUCACUGACCCACAAAGGUUUACAACAUUUUCAAUCUAAGGCUGCUCUGAUAAGAAAUUGAGUAAUGCAGUAAGUUAUACUGCUAGACGUUUUUGCUUGGCAGUAGCCCUUGCUGGUGAAGUUAAAAACUCUAAUAUCCAACAUUUGAUGCUUAAUAUACCAUCUAAAGUUAAGACAUAAAUUAUGGUUGGCCUCAAUGCUACCUUCUCAAAAUAUGUAAGCAACCAGAAGGAACUCUGAUAUUCUGAAAAUGUCUGACUAUUCCAAUUUAACUCUGAAAUGUAACUAAAGUGAAAAACAUUUGUAUGUCCAGAAACUAGGCAUUUGUUUGGAUAAUACUGACAGCUAAAGGCAAACAACUAUCCACUAUGAGCAUUGCCAACAAAAACAAAGUUGCUGGAAAAGCUCAGCAGGUCUGGCAGCAUCUUUGGAUAAAAAGCAGGGUCAAUGUUUCAGCUCCAGUUCUGAAGAAAGGUCACUGGGCCUUAAACGUUGACUCUGCUUUCUCUCCCCACAGACGCUGCCAGACCUGCUGAGUUUUUCCAGCUAUUUCCGUUUUGAUUCAGAUUUUCGGCAUCUGUGUUGCUUUAUUUUUGUUUCCUUAGAAUUUAUUCCAUGUUUAGAAUCUCAGCUUCUGUUCACCAACUUUGGCAAUGCUCAUAAAAAACAAAAUUCUUGAGAAACAAAAAUAAAGCACCACAGUUGCUGAAAACCUGAGUUAAAAGCAGAAAUCGCUGGAAGAACUCAGCAAGGCUGGCAGCGUCUGUGGGAGGGAAAGCAGAGUCAAUGUUUCAGGUCCAGUGACCUUUCUUCAGAACUGGAGCUGAAACACUGAUCCUGCAUUUUAUUACAGAUGCUGCUGGGCCUGCUGAGCUUUUCCAGCAAUUAUGGUUUUUGCUCUUGGGAGUUUUUCUGGAUUAACUGGCAGAGAGUCACAAUGUACAUAAUCACAAAACAUGUAAGAGGUGUGGAAAUUAGUUUUUGAUCAUGUAAAAUGGGAUGUAUCAUAUUGCUCUGCCCAAUACUCAGUUCCAAUGCAGUUAAUGGGCAAAAAUUUAAGCUGCAGCAGUGCCCCCCCUCCCCCCCAGUUUUCUGGAGAGUUGGCAGCAACCUCACUGCAACCAUUAUGGGAGAACCAUGAGGAUUAAAUUCUCCACAGGCUCUUCUGGCUCCAGUAAGGGCAAAUUCCACCAGAUUGCUAGUGAGGAGUGAAUGUCUGAGAUCAGCUAAUAGCUCUCCAGUCUUGGCUAUGCCAAUAGAAGGCAUGGCCACUUCCCUCACUGCAGUGGAAAGUCCUAUCAGAAUCAUUGCUGGGACCUUCCAAAUAAUAUAAGUGGGUCAUAUUGCUUGAGGGUGGUCCAGUGAGGGGAAAUACAGAAAACCCAUUGUCAAGGACAGCACAGUGACUUUCCAAGGGUCCUGGCAUUUCUGCUAGCAGGUCCAUCUGUUGCAUUCAAGAUGCCUAAGAAAGAAGAAAUUUCCCAUGAGGAAACUAACAUACCCAGAAGGGUUUAUGACACAAUUUUUCCACAUGGCCAGGUGCUGGAUUCUACCAAAGGCAGUGAGAUAUGGAACUUAACCAGCUCUCAGGUGUUCCCUUUGAGUCACAACUGGUUUCCGGUAGGAAGACCAUCCUUGACCUUUCCUACCCUGAAAUUUUAAUCAAGGAGAAUUAGGAAUGUGGAACCUUCAUCUUAUAUUUUCCUGCCACAUGAUAUAGCCACCCACUGCUUUACAGUUGAUCUCCAGGGAGUAUUAAAUCCAAUCCAAUUGAAUUAAAAACCAAGUGGGAAAUACAAUGGCACAUUAUACAAUAUCCUAUUAUCUCUGUUGCGCUAAAUUAAACAAUAAUUUUAUGGUAAAAACCUUAUUAGACAAUGGUAUAAUUGAAAAUAUUAUUACUCAGUUACUUUACAUGGGAAUGCACCAUAUCAAAGUUUAUAGUGAUGCUUUUGUCUCUCUAGUGGUAAAAAAAAUCAGUCACAGAACUGUUAGCCUAUUAUUAGACAACUAUAACAAUGCACUUUUCAAUAGAGUUUGUUUUACUUGGAGAAAAUCUAACAAGUUAGAAACUCAGGGUCUUUGCUAUUAUUGGGCAAUUUUGCACAACUGAAGAGAUUUCUAUGUGUUGAUUUGUAAAUGUCUUUCAAUUUUCUAUUAAAAGUUAGU